This is a messenger RNA of Magallana angulata, 3247 nucleotides long. Its product is annotated as pyruvate dehydrogenase (acetyl-transferring) kinase isozyme 2, mitochondrial-like. The transcript is spliced from 13 exons. NCBI's taxonomy places the organism in Eukaryota, Metazoa, Mollusca, Bivalvia, Ostreida, Ostreidae. Gene Ontology annotation, molecular function: pyruvate dehydrogenase (acetyl-transferring) kinase activity. Gene Ontology annotation, biological process: protein phosphorylation; regulation of glucose metabolic process. Bases 206 to 1504 code for a protein of 432 amino acids. Gene Ontology annotation, cellular component: mitochondrion. The record is from RefSeq and is a predicted model, not a curated record.
AUUCAGAAUGUAUCUUCUAGGAAAAUAAUUAACGACUAUUCAAUUCCAUACGACAUCAAGUUUAAUGCGGUUAAAAACGGUGUACAAACUAGAUUUUUCCACUCUGGAAUCCAAUGAAUCACGUGACUUCUUGAUCGGGGGUCAUGACAUGUUGGUUUAUUCUUAGUUCAUUUUCAUUGAGGAAAGCUUGUGAGACGGCAUUUAUAUGAUGAUGAAGUUUCGGAAAUUCCGAUGUCUACUCCAUGCAAGGCAUCUUCAUUCCAAAUAUGUGCCUGUGCCGUUGUCAAUGCAACAGUAUUUGGAAUUCGGGCAAAAGAAGUGUGAGAGGAAAUCUUUUCAAUUCUUGAACGAUGAGAUCCCUAUCCGAUUGGCCCACAUUAUGAGGGAGUUUGAAGAUCUCCCAAAGGAACUACUGACCAUGAAAUCGGUCAAGCUUGUACGUAGCUGGUAUGACUUGAGCUUCAAAGAAGUACAAGCAUUUCAAGACAAGGAUCCUGAUGAUAAAAAAGUCUUAGCUGAUUUCUCAAAAACCAUCCAAGACAUUCUAAAUCGUCAUUCCUAUGUAGUGGAAACAAUGGCUCAGGGUGUUAUAGAAAUGGAGGAUACUUAUGGAAUGGAUGAUAAAAUUUCAGAGAGGAUACAGUAUUUCUUGGACAGAUUUUACAUGAACCGAAUCAGUAUACGCAUGCUUCUAACUCAGCAUGCUGCAUUGUUUGGAAACAUUUCAAACCAUCCUCGACGUAUAGGGCAUAUUGAUCCCAACUGUGAUGUCAUAGAAUGUGUGUCAAAUGCUUUCAAAGCGGCAAGACAUAUCUGUGAACAUUAUCACAUGCAGGCACCAGAUCUGGACAUUGUCACAGCUGAAGGUUCCAAAAUCGUUGACUUUGUAUAUGUACCCAGUCAUAUAGAACAUAUAUUAUUUGAAGUUUUUAAGAAUGCCAUGAGAGCUGUUGUAGAGUUUCACCGAGACAAAAUGGAGCUGCCAAAACUAAAGAUUAUUGUAGCAAAAGGACAGCAAGAUCUUACUAUCAAGCUGUGUGAUCAAGGAGGAGGAGUUCCGUACAAGGUUCAAGACAAGCUGUUCCAGUACAUGUACUCUACCGCGCCCCGCCCCCAGUACACAGGUCACGACUCACCAUUGGUAGGCUAUAUGGAUAUAGACCGAUUUGCACAUGAUAAUGGACCAGCAAGCUUAAUGGCUGGGUAUGGGUAUGGACUUCCUUUGUCCCGUCUAUAUGCCCGGUACUUCCAGGGGGAUCUAGUGGUCAGCUCAAUGGAAGGCUACGGGACAGAUGUCUACCUGUACCUCAAGGUUAAUUCAUCAGAGGCUAAUGAAUGUUUACCUAUUUACAACACAACUACCUCAAGAAUGUAUGAGGCAGAAAAAGUUGUUUCCGAUUGGUCAAGCAGCACCACUUGGAACCAAUCAAUUCGCACGUACUGUACAGCAGUGAAAUCAAAGCAACCAAUGAUAACAGACAAGAGUAUUAUAUCAAUCCAGUGAUAUGUUUGAUAUGUUAUAAUAUAUGAUGAUGUUUAACCUCAAUGAAGACAACUCUUGAGUGUGUUGUACAGUUUUCCAAAUUCAGAAUUUAUCACUAGUACAUGUAAAUGUGUUUGUUCAAUAGUAUGACCAUGACCUUGCUCUUGGAGCAGUAUCUGUAUUAAUCUGAGAUUUAAAAUGUUACUGUACAUUAAAACAUAAAACAUUUCUAGUCAUCCUAUCCUAUCUGUCACAAAAAAGCCCAAUAAAACGUUGUAAUGAAGUGUUGACAAUUCCAUUAGAGAAGCAAACUACACUAUAGAUUGGUAUAUGUUUUGCAGAUAGAUACUUGUAUAUAUACAUAUAGAAUGAUUGUUAAGCUGCCAAUGACUAUUUGGACAAAUAGUACAUAUAACUGGUACUAUAACAAAUGAUACUAUGUACCUCAGGUAUAACUGAUGGCUCAGUAACAGGUGCCAUACAUGUUUCUUUGGGUGCAUACAUUGGAUGCUUAUAUCUACUACACAAAAUGUGUUGUGUAAUGGUGUCCUUUAUAUUGCGUUUGUGUAAUUAAUUUUAUGCCAUAUCCCUUUCAUUUUGACUAUAUUUUGAGUUCUGUUAUUUAUUGAUGUUAACAAGGAGAGGUCAGCUUUGUUGAUAAAUUAUAUUGUUUUUAUGAUGUUUAUUAGAUAGAUACAUGUACAUGUUCUUGCAAGUUGAAGUCAAUCGUGGUAAUAUAUCAUUUAAGCUGUUUUUAUUAUGUCAAGGCAAAUCCAGUUUACAUUCAAUGUGCAAACUUUGUCAAGAAGGAAAUAUUUUUAUCAUGUUUGCGAGAGCCUAAUCUUUACUCAUGGUAUGAGUGAAGUUUCUGACUCUUGCAGUGUAUGCUUUAUGACUGACAAUGGUACGUACAGAAUUGUUGAAAAUUAAAGCAUUUUGUGUAAUUGGCUUGUUAAAUGACGCCCUUUUCUUGUCCUGCUAGAUUUACUUGAAAGGUAUUUUAAUUAGAUGUUUUAUAAAGAAGGCAGUUCUUGUCAUGCUAAAUGAACAAAGAUAGCAUGUUAUUAAAAAAGGUAUUUAUGUAUAACACUUUUAUUGAAAUUGUUAUUGUGUUUCAAAUGGUGCAUUGCUUGAAGAAAGUAGUUGUUACCCGAUCUCAUAUAUCCUAUAUUGUAAAUGUAUUGAUGCAGACACAUCAUGAGUACAUGGAAGUGCAAUUCCUCAUGUAAUAAUAUUGUAGACACUUUUUCAAAAGAAACAUGCUGCUAAAUCAGUUAUUGUCACAAGUCCUUCAGAUUACAAUAAUGUGGAGUAUCAAAGGAGCAGACAGUAAUUACUAAAUUCCUCCUAAAAUAGAAGAUGGUUUAUGCUAAAAAAAAUUCUUGUUGCCAGUUUAUUUCACAAUUUCUCCUUCAAUUAUUGCAUUUGUAUUUAUUUAAGAACAAUUCUUCAAAGCAUCAAACUAAAAAAUCAUAACUUAUAGUUUUUAUUUUUUAAUAAAUGCAGCUAUUCAUUAUGGUUGGAAAAGAAGUUGACUGUCAUUUUAUAUCUAGAAGUUAAUGUGUCAAUUGGUCCUCGAUCAAGUUAUUAAUGACAUCGUGUGACUAGUGCGUCCAACUGAUGGUGAUUUUGCAAUCAUUUUAUUUUAAACCUGAAAGGUAUAGAAAUAAUUUAGUACACAUUUUUUGUGUAUCUGCUUUAUCUGGUUUUGUUGUUUUUAAUUUGAUUGUUGAUUCUACAGAAAUAAAUGAUAUAUUAUAUUUU